Medicago truncatula (barrel medic) is the source of this 1096-nucleotide messenger RNA. RefSeq lists its product as uncharacterized. NCBI's taxonomy places the organism in Eukaryota, Viridiplantae, Streptophyta, Magnoliopsida, Fabales, Fabaceae. The coding region runs from base 210 to 821 and encodes 203 amino acids. The record is from RefSeq and is a predicted model, not a curated record. The transcript is spliced from 2 exons.
UUUCAUUAUAAUAGUGAGUGAGCUUCUGUGUGACAUUGUUUUACUCUAAUGGGGAUGGAUGGUAAGAAAGGAGUGGUAGCACUAGAUGAAAAUGUGAAAGAAUGUUGUUUUUUAUUUCAUACUCAUUGAAUCUUAAAGUUUGUUAUUGUGUUUGGUGAACUUGAUAUUGAUGUAUAGUUCUAUAACUGAUGUUCUUGAAAUGUUGAGAGAUGAUGUAUCAAUUAAAGAUGGAAGAGGUCUUAGGUUUUUCAAAUGAAUUGUCACAAGCAUUGCAAAGGAAAGAUCAAGACAUCGUCAAUGCUAUGAACCUAAUUAGCAUCACAAAGGAGCGAUUACAAGCUCUAAGAGAUGAUGGAUGGGAACCUUUAUUGGAGGAGGUAAUUUUAUUUGGCAAUAAGCAUGACAUUAACAUUCCAAGCAUGGAUGAUAUAUUCUUCCGUGGAAAGUCAAUACGUGGAGGUAACGCUGAAUCUAUCACAAUAGGGAAUCAUUACCGCAUUGAAUUAUUUUAUACGGUUGUGGACAUGCAACUUCAAGAACUUAAUGAUCGUUUUAAUGAGACAAAUAGUCGGUUGCUCAUUUGUAUGGAGAGUAUGUGCCCAAACAACUCGUUCUCUAAAUUUGACAAAGCAAAGUUGAUUGAAUUUGCAAAGUUUUAUCCAAUUGAAUUUUCUCCAACUUCAUUGGUGUUGCUUGAUAGUCAACUUGACACUUACAUCUUUGAUAUGCGUAGGAGUGUUGAAUUUGCAUCUUUGAAAGGAAUAAGUGAUCUUUCAAAAAAAAAAUGGUUGCACUCAAAAAACAUAUUGAUUAUCCUUUAGUCUAUGGACUUUUGAAGUUAGCAAUGAUUUUGCCCGUUGCCACAUCAACCGUUGAACGAGCCUUUUCUGCUAUGAAGAUUGUGAAGUCUAGAUUGCGUAAUCGAAUGGGAGAUGAUUGGAUGAAUGAUUGUCUCGUGACUUAUAUUGAGAGAGAUGUGGCGGACAAAAUUGAUGAUGAGUUGAUUAUUCAACGAUUUCAGAAGAUGGCACCGCGUAAGGGACAUUUGUAAAGAAUGGAUGAAGUUUUUUGAGUACAUUGUAAAUUGAAUACAAUG